AUGUUGCCUCAAGAAGAAAAGAACAAAAAGCAUGUCAAUGGUUUGGCACAAGGACCAGUAAUCAUGUACCUCGACUCCCUGCUGCUGCUAACCGACACAAAAGAAAUGCGGAAGAUUGCAAAUACAAUGGACAAGACCUCAUUACCACAAGCAAACCAUCUCAAAGUGAGUGACCUAGCGAAAAUAGCUAGAGCACACAUGAAAAGGGACAGAAAAGCACGACCAGAUGACUAUGAAUUUGGCAAGAUACAGACAUGGAAAGGAACAGCAGAGAGGAUCUUCUAUGCCAGCACAGCAUCAACUUCGUCUUCAAUUCACCAGAUAGCAAGAGAACAUCGUAAACAACAGCAACACCAGCACACGACAAAACUGCUACCACCUCCACCCAAACGCUGGCGCGAACCACGUGUCGACACAAGUGGAAGCAGGGAACGAAACAAAAGCAUCAGCACACUACUAGAAGAAAGAUUCCAAAGGAUAAAGAAAUUGUUGGAAAAGGUGCUCCAUGAAGCAGAACAGUUACCCGCAGACAUAGUUUGCACAAGGUACCUGACAGACAACGCGACCCUGCAGACACUAGAGCAAGCAGAUCCAGCAGCCUCAAGUAGACUAGCCGAUGCCAACCACACGAAUGAAAUCAUAGCCACAAAAGAACCAAGAGAAAGGAGAAAAAUAAAGAAAGAAGAAGACGAAGAGAGGAAGAGAAGAACAAAAUCAAGGGACAUGGGCAUUGACAAGAAGAAGAUAAAGCGGCAAAAACAGGAAUGUACCAAUAGCACGCCAGGCCAAGAUGAACUCCAACAGCAGGAUGGUGUCAACAACCCCAAAAACAAGAAUGAACGCAACAAACAAAGCAACCUCACAACAGACAAUGCUACAACAACAACUACCCCAACACAAGCACAAGAUACGAUCGACGUCAGAACCAGUGAAGAGGCUCAGCUGGAGAACAAUCAAGUCAGCAGUCCCGCCAACCAAAUGCAAGAGGCUGACCCACAAUCAACCGUUAGCAUAACAAACGACAAAGAAGAAGAAAACAACGAAGAGGAGGUAUCACAAGCACUGCAAGACCAAGAGAUAACCCGUGUUGAAAUUGAACCCCAUAGUGAACCUCAAACAGACGAAGGCGUCACAGAACAGGAAGUUUGUGUACAAGAGAUUUCGAGUGCCACAACAUUGCAGAUCACCAUCACGAGUAUAAAGGAGAAAGCCCAAGACAUCCCAGCCGAUGAGAAAUUAGAGACUGUUAUACCUGACAAAGAAAUAGUCGAUGCAGGCACGAAUAACCCAGUCAUCAACACAGAGGAAACAAACGAGUACGUUGAUCUCGAAGAUCAAGAAGCAACACAACCAAAGGAAACUGGAAAACACACAGAACUUCAAACAACAACAUCUGAAGAGGAAGAGGAAGCAAGCGAAAGCACUGGCAUAGACAUUGAACAAGAAAAACAAGAGGACAACACAAGACAAGGAGAAACCGUAGUUCUAGCAGUAGACAGUCCUGCAACUCCAGAGAAAGAGGCACAAGAAGCUCAAGAGAGCACCAACAAUCAAGACCAUCAAACACAACCAGAGGAGCCCAAUGAACAACCCGAACAUUCAGAGGAGGCCAGUGAGCAAAAGGAGGCCACUAAAGAAGGGCAACAUGUUCUUCAAACGGCAGACAUCAACGUCACAGAAGACCAAGCUCCAAAAUAUUCACUCACCGAAAAACACGCAGCAGAGACGGCAGCAGCGACAAUGACUGAAAAGCUACAAGACAAAAACGACGGCAGCGGUGAUGAACUACAAAAGAAAGAACAAGAAGAUGACCAAAAACCUCCACUCAACGAAGAACAAGCACAACAGUCAGCAGCAGCAACGAGAAUAGUAGCAGAGACAACAAAAGUAGCAACGAUUGAGGAGCUGCAAGACAAAAACCAUGACAGUGACGAUGAACACCAAAAGAAAGAACAAGAGGACCCCCAAGAAACUACACUCAACAAAGAACGGGUGGAACAGUCAGCAUCACCAACGACAGCUCAACAGAAACACGAAGAAGGUGACCACGGAGAUACAACCAAUCAAGCAAACACACAGAUUCUUCCAGAGAAAGAACUAGAAACUAUCAAAGAAAACCUUACACCAUCGUACGAUGCCAAUUCCCCUGGCAGAGAGGUCAGUGCCAACCAGGUCGAGACUGAAAAACAAGACGGAAAAGACCACCAGCAAGACAUGACGGUUGACAAGGAAAAACAUGAUGCUAAGAAAAUCACAGACGACUCAAAUGAGGAUGGAGCAGAAACUGAACAAAAGGGUACAAUGCAAAAAGAACAUAACAUGCCACAAGAAGCAGAAGGAGAACAAGAAAGGAACAACAGUGGACAGGGCAUAUCUUCUAGCAUCGAAGCAGGCACAAUGGAGAAAGGGGGCAAAGAUAGUGAUUCCGUCAACAAAGCCAUCGAAGACCUGUACAACGCUGUAUGCAAGCCAUGGACACAGAGAGAAAUGGAUGAGCUUUUCAUUACAACGGACAAGUUUGAUGUCAAUCUAGGCCAUAUCGCCGAAAGCUUCAAGUUCCUUCUACCAUGUUCGUUGCGCGGGUUUGAGAAAGACGAAAUUAUAAGUCAUUACUUCACCAUUACAGUUAACAUGCAAAAACAGCGCUUUGAACUCCUUGACUCUUCAACUGCAUAUCCAGGCACAAUAGAAUUCUUCAACAAUGUAACCAGUAAAUUAAUGAAAAUCUGGAAGCACGUAAGCACAGAGCUACAGCUUUCACAGAAAAACAUCGACCAUUUCAAAAAGGUCAAACUGCAGGUGCCACUUCAAGAAGACGAAACAAUGGACUGCGCAUUCUAUAUGUACAUGAACCUGAAGCACUACUCCAAUGAUGGAACAGCAGCAACCUUAGAGCCAGAACAAUAUGAAGUCGAUAUGGAAGAAAAAGAAAUGCAACAGAUAGAAUGUUGCAUACUAGAAGAGUUUCCGCCAAAUCCCGAGCCAAAAGAACAUAUUAUGCAUGCGACAACCACAAAAGAGCAUGAAGUUAUUGAUAUAUCCAGUAAACGCAAAGAGAUUAUGGAUGUCAGCAGCCACGCCGUCGCCCAAGAAUCUUGCACAGACCACGAAGAAAAGGAUCCACCAAUAGAACCAGAUCAACCACCACCAGACGACAAGAUACCACACCAUGCUGAAGAGGAAACGGACGAGCAAAAUAUCAACAGCAAUAUCACAAGCACAGAGCAACUUGAACAAACAGGAACUGAUUUAAAAGAGGAUGACAGAAGCAACGACGUACCAAAUACACAAGAACAGAUGGGCCAUACAUUCGAUGAAAUCAAAACAGCAAUGAUUUACCAGGAAGACUUUGAGUUCAACAGAAAUGCCACGCCGUAUCUGACAAGCUUGCAGCAAGAAUCAGGAGAACAUUCAAUGGGUCAAUCAUCUAAGAACAGCUCAGACAAGAAAAUCUCGGUCAAGAAGAGGACGAUCGUGCUCGGUGUUAAAACUGGAGAAGAAGAAGGACUAGCAGAAUUCAAUGAGGACGAAGCAUUGAAACAGUUUGCACCCCUUGUAACAGGGAAGGAACUUUUAAAGAAAAAGCUGAUUAUGAUACAUCACAACACAGCUAAACACUACACACUGUACGUGCUCAACAAGUACACGAGCUCCAUCGACAUACUGGACUCACUGAAUUACAGACACCGAGGAGGAAAAAAUACAUGGAAAACACACCAUAAGGAUCACCCAGAACUGGUACCUAGGAUUAAAGAAGUCUUCAACGCCAUACUUGAACAAACAAUGAAUCCAAAGAAAACAAGAUGGCAGAUUCAUACCGUGCAAGAUGUUCCAGUGGUAGAAAAGGGCGAAUCACCAUUUGCUGUUUUAAAGCUUGCAUUCCUCUACAACGGUGAAAAGUUCGUCGAAGACCUGGAAGAUUUGACAGAUGAGGUCGAAGACUGGAGGGCAGAGGCAAUGUACAUUCUCUUAAGUAGCGAGAUGAAUCAAGUCAAAGCUAGUGAAAUGGGUGACGAGAUUAGCAAGAUCUUCAGCAAGAAUGAAGACUAA
This is a messenger RNA of Aegilops tauschii subsp. strangulata, 4050 nucleotides long. Lineage: Eukaryota; Viridiplantae; Streptophyta; Magnoliopsida; Poales; Poaceae. The record is from RefSeq and is a predicted model, not a curated record.